UUUAAUUCAGAAAAUCGUCGUUAGAGUGCACUACGUGUUUUGCACUCGUAUGUUUUACGUUCUGUGAUCAUCUCUUAAUGUCAGAUAUAAGGAGUUGAAAAUGUGUGAAAACGAAGGAGAACCAGUUAGAAAGAGAUAUAGAAGAGAAGUUGAAAGUGAAAGUGAUGAUGAUUAUGUUCCCUAUGUACCACUUAAAGAAAGAAGAAAACAGCAGCUGCAUACACUUGGUCGUUUAAAUCUAACCUUACAAGAAGAAGAAAGUAAAUCAAACAGUGCCAUAGAAGAAGAAAUUGAUGAUGAUCAAUAUGGUAGAAAGUCUAAUAUUAGCUUAUUAGACCAACAUAAUGAAUUAAAAAAGAAAGCUGAAGCUAGAAAGGAAAGUGCUUUGGAAAAGCAAUUAAAGGAAGAAGAAAAAAUUUUAGAAAGUGUUGCUGAGAAAAGAGCAUUGAUGGGAGUAGCAGAAUUAGCCAAAGGAAUACAAUAUGAAGAACCAAUUAAAACUGGGUUUAUUUCAGGUCAAAGACAAACAUUACUGUUUUCUGCAACAAUGCCAAAGAAAAUUCAAAAUUUUGCUAGAAGUGCAUUAGUGAAGCCAAUUACUGUAAAUGUUGGGCGUGCAGGUGCUGCAAGUAUGGAUGUGAUACAAGAAGUAGAAUAUGUCAAACAAGAAGCUAAGAUUGUGCAUUUAUUGGAUACUCUUCAAAAGACAGCACCACCAGAAAUGAAAUUUCCUAAAGGAAUUUUAAAUGCUUUAAAAAAGAAAGGAAUAUCGAAGCCAACUCCAAUUCAGAUGCAAGGUCUUCCUGCUGUUUUAUCAGGUAGAGACAUGAUAGGAAUUGCCUUUACUGGAUCUGGAAAAACACUUGUAUUUGUUUUACCUAUUAUAAUGUUUUGUCUUGAACAAGAAAUCAAACUUCCAUUUCUUAAAAAUGAAGGACCUUAUGGUUUGGUCAUCUGUCCUUCACGUGAAUUAGCCAAGCAAACUGAUGAAAUAAUACGAUAUUAUACUCAGUGUCUAGCAAAUGAUGGAAUGCCCACUUUAAGAUGUUGUUUAUGCAUUGGUGGAACUUCUGUUCGAGACCAAUUGGAUGUUGUCCGGAGUUAUAUAGCCAAUUUUACCUGCUUUUAUUGGGUGCAAGAAUUAGGACUGCUUGCUGGGAGAUUUAAGGUUUUAAUAUUUGCAGAGAAGAAACAAGAUGUUGAUGCUAUUCAUGAAUAUCUUCUUUUGAAAGGAGUAGAAGCUGUUGCUAUACAUGGAGGAAAAGACCAAGAUGAACGUUCACGUGCUGUAGAAGGUUUUCGCAAAGGAGAAAAAGAUGUUCUUGUUGCUACAGAUGUUGCAUCAAAAGGAUUGGAUUUCUGUGAUAUCCAACAUGUUAUUAAUUAUGAUAUGCCUGAAGAUAUAGAAAAUUAUGUUCAUAGAAUUGGAAGAACUGGGCGUUCAGGGAAAAAAGGAAUUGCAACUACUUUUAUCAAUAAAGCAUGUGAUGAAUCUGUUUUGUUGGAUCUCAAACAUCUGCUAAUAGAAGCUAAACAAAAAAUUCCACCAUUCUUAGCUACUCUUCAGUCUGAAAGUGAAAAAUAUCUUGAACUUGGAGAUGAAAGAGGCUGUUCUUAUUGUGGUGGCUUAGGACACAGGAUAACAGACUGUCCAAAACUGGAAGCCAUGCAGAAUAAACAGGCUUCGAAUAUUGGCCGCAGGGAUUAUUUGGCAAGUAACAGUGCAGACUGGUAACAAGACAUGCAAAGUUUCAGACAAGUUUAUGUAUGUAAACAAGUGUACAUUUUAUUAAAUGAGAGUAAUUAUAAAUUUGUUUAACUAUUUUAUUUGAGUUUCACAAUUUAUUCAGCCAUGUGGACCACCAUAAUUCACACUUUCAAGUGGUGUUUUAAAAAUUUUGAAACUAUCUACUUUCUUAUCUACUGUACAUUUUGAUCUGCUGAGAGAGUCUAAUACAGUGGUUUCCAAAGUGGGUGCUGCUGCCCCUGUGAGCAAUGAGUAAAUCUAGGUUAGUGAAAAGAACCAAGUGAGUUGCAGGGAGCAAUGGAGGCAGAGUAUUAACCAAAGAGUUACCAUGGGUGAGUGUUGGGUCACUGACAAAUCUUUCCCUUUUCUCUAUUAAAAUGGGUAAGAAGAAACAUUGCAUUUAAUGGAUUCCAGAUGUGCAGAAAAAUGUACACUGCUGGCCAAGUAAAAUGCAACACUUGCAAUAUCUAGAGUCCUACAUGGUGUUGCAUUUUACUUGUCCAGCCAGUACUUUAAGGACACAAAGUAUGAGGUUCAUAGAAAAGUUUUUCUUCAAGAUUUUCUCACACAAGGAAAAAUGGGGCGUUGGGUAUAAGUUUAUGGAGCCAAGUGCACAGUGGCUGAAAAAGUUUGAGAAUCACCGGUCUAAUAUUUUAACUCUUACAACGAUGGACAAGUUAUCUGUUUCAAUACACUAAAAUUUAAAUAACAUUUUCAAUAGAUUA
Centruroides sculpturatus (bark scorpion) is the source of this 2472-nucleotide messenger RNA. It is a transcript of the gene abs, whose product is annotated as ATP-dependent RNA helicase abstrakt-like. The record is from RefSeq and is a predicted model, not a curated record. Gene Ontology annotation, cellular component: spliceosomal complex. Lineage: Eukaryota; Metazoa; Arthropoda; Arachnida; Scorpiones; Buthidae. The transcript has 16 exons. Bases 101 to 1735 code for a protein of 544 amino acids. Gene Ontology annotation, molecular function: zinc ion binding; RNA binding; RNA helicase activity. Gene Ontology annotation, biological process: mRNA splicing, via spliceosome.